Messenger RNA from Lasiosphaeria miniovina, 4128 nucleotides. RefSeq lists its product as uncharacterized. The record is from RefSeq and is a predicted model, not a curated record. The transcript has a single exon. NCBI's taxonomy places the organism in Eukaryota, Fungi, Ascomycota, Sordariomycetes, Sordariales, Lasiosphaeriaceae. Bases 114 to 3950 code for a protein of 1278 amino acids.
CGACUUCUGCUCAACCCACGCAUGGCAAUGCGUCUCCAACUUUCGGUGCAGCGCUCCCCGUCACGAACCAGAUCUUGCCACCGACAAGUCCCAUCGCUUGACCCGAUUCCAAGAUGGCUCCUUUCUCGCGGUCACCGCGGGAAGUCUGGCAUCGGCAACUCAUCGCCAGCGGCGCUAAGCCCUCUCUCUCGGGCGGGCAGCCCCUCGAAGCAUUCCCGCUCGAUGUCCUGAGGCAGGCAACCGACCAAUAUCUCGCAAAGAAGAAGCUAGUAGCCCUCACAUCGCUGUGCGAUGGCAAACUCGUCGAUAUGAUGUGGGAGCAUGUCCAAAGCCAAGACGGGGCCAAAGAGGUCGCGAUAUUGGCUUGCCUCCAUGUCCUGUCCCUCUCGGCGGGGAACAGGGUGCUCGUAGCCUUCAGGGAAGAGUGCACUGCGAUGUCGGCCGACCUGCGGUUCCUGCAAUGUCUGGUCCUCGCUCACUUUGCAAACCCCUCGCAGAUCCAUGCUGGCGAAUGCCGGGCCGCCGAGGCUCUCAUGCGGCUGCUGACCGGCCCCGACUUCCUUGGCUCCGUCAAGCUGUUCUUUGAGAGCUUGGAUGCCGUGGCCAACUCUUCCGUUCUCUCGGUGGUCUACCUCGGCUUCAUCUUGCAGAAAAUACAAAUCGGGCAGUCGUUUGAACUUCAGAUAGACACGCUCAGACAAGAGCGCAGAUAUAUGAAGCUUCACAAUGCCCUGUCCUGGCUGGGUGCCGUCUACAAUCUACCCAGCGGCUCGUUGGCGAGGACGCUGGUUGCAAGGAACCUGGCCGUCUGGGAGGGAUACACGGAGUGGAGACCCGACUAUCUCCGGCUCAUGAAGUGGGAAGGGGGGCGGUUCACCGAGGCCCAGAAGCAGCGGCUCGGCCCCGUAUUCGAUCUCGAAGGCCCCGACACCACAGGCCAUGGCCAUGGCUGUCUCAAAGAAUCGGUGCCGGGCUGCUUCGAGUUCGUCCGUGUCCUCGACCAGGAUCCCAGUCUCCUAGACCGUCUGCUGCGUCUCCUGGACAAGGCCCAAGGCAUCUCCGGGUCCCACGCCGUAGAUCUAUUCAUCUACCUCUGCGUCGAUAACCGUGACCCUGUUGAUGGAAAUCUCCUGUCCCUCACCGACACCAUCCUUGACACGGGGAGCGACGACGGAAUCCAUGCCAUCCUGCAAUGGCUAUCGAAUUUGACAGGCUUCAACAACCGGAUGGUGGCAUUGACAAAGGUCCUGCCCGUGCUAGGGUCCAGCCUUGACCUCCAGAGCAUGCUCGCGGGCGAGCUUAGCAACGACGUAGUCGAGGUCAUGCUGUCGGCACAGUCGGAAUACGGGGCCAUGCUCGACACGGGCGUGGCAGAGAACUUGGCCAUGAACAUUCACGCUCUGGGCAAGGCUAUUGUCUGGGCGACUUGGCUAUGGCCGAGCUUGCCGCCAGAUUUGGUCCCAACUCUGAGGCGCCUCCCGCCGCAGGAGACACUCCACGACAUAUUCGACUCGCUCCAGACCCCGCAGGCCCCGACGGCACUGAUAAAAUCCUAUCUAAGGGUAGCACUUGCCGGGGGAGACGGGGAUGCGGCGGCUAUGCUGGCUACGAUCCAGAGGAACAUCAGGUUCUGGGGGAAGGACGUCGACUCGGACCGGGCCCAUCUCGCCCUAGCCAUCAGCAACAUGGACGGCAUCGAAGCCCAGGUCAGCGAAGACUGCCUGCAGCGCGUCCUGGUCGAGGACUUGGUCUUGGUGCGGGCUCUCUCCCCCGUCAUGGGCACAGAUAGCAACCACUGCUGCGUGGAGAUUGCCCGUCUCUUCGCCCGCCGAGUAAUACUGGGCCACAAGGUCGACGACUGCUGGUACGACUUCCUAUUCUGCCUCCUGCUGCUGCGAGCCGACGACCUCCUGGUGUGGUCGGCGGAGGAGCUCCCGGUGGGCCAGUGGUUCCGCUGGCUUGACGACCUGAGGGUCCUCUUCCCGAGAGGCGGGCAGUUCUCCCUGUCGGAACUGGGGUUUACUCCGGAAAAGUACAGGUGGUGGGACUUGUUGGCGUCGAAAUAUAGGGACGCCCUAGGCCAGCUUGAGGACCUCCACAAGCGAGGGGGGAACCUCCGCUGGCUCUGGUUCCAGGAAGUCCCAGAGACCGUCGCCCUGCUGGACCGCUUUCAGCGGAAAGACCAGCGGUCGUCGUCCGUCGACACCUUUGUCAUGUCGUGUCUCCAGCCGUCAAUCCGUGUCAUCCGGCUGGUCUGCGCGUCACUCUCGGCCCUCAAGCGAGCUACCCCGAGUCUCUGGACGGCCUUUGCAAGCCUUUAUGCUCGGCACGAGCAGGGAGCCUCUGGGGGUUGGUCUCAGCCCGCGACGGGAGCGCUCAUGGUGGCGUGGGGGCAGUCGCGAGCUAUGACUAGCAGCGACCGCGAGGCGUUGUGGGCAGUGGGUGGUCUCAUGGGCCUCAGUAUAGUGCCCCAAGGCAAUGGGCGGCAAAUGGCAAAAACACUGCUGAUGGCGGAGCAUGCGAAACUCAUGGCUGUAGCCCGACACUUGGAGAGAAUGCGGUCGCAACUAGUGAACCACGACCGUUCAAAGACGUCGGCCUUUUUGCAGAAACUCGGCGUCGAGGAUGAAGUGCCUAGGACGGAACUAGGCAUACCCGACAGGCUGAGCGGCUCCGUAGAGAGCGUCGGGGAGCAGCAAUGGGAGCUGUCUUUUGCAUUAAGCCGUCUCCCUGCGCAGACCAGGCAGGCGCUGGGCAUUGACGACACAUCUCGUCUGCUUCUGGUGAGAAUCUCGUACCUGAAGCAACGACCGGCUUUCUGUAUACACCUCCACCCUAACGAUGAUGCCGGCAACCGGAGCCACGGCCUGUGGUCUGUCAAUGGACAACCGCCUGACGGCGUGGUGUGCUGGACUAAACCGACCGUGUUUGUCUACCUCCUCAGUCGCGUGCUCUGUACACAUCUCUCUCAAGGCAAACGCGAUUUGCAUUUCAUCCACGACAUCGUGUCGUCAGUUCUCCGAGCCCCCGCCGCCGGCUGUCUGGUGUGCUGUCGGACCAUGGGCUGCCAGCUGUGGAAGCCAACAGUGUGCUUGGGCGGCUGCGGCGAAGUGUUCCAGCAGGCCCCCCUCGAGGUGCAGCUCGGGAGUCUUGUCGGCGACCCUCCGGUGCUGGACUUCCUCCUUGCAUGCGUCUAUUCUGCUGCCGGCGACACCUCGGCUCUGGACCUCUUGCCCAACUGCCCGAUACCGAAAGCCCGGCUCCGCGAAGUCAUCGACUCGUUCCCGCCCCUGCCUGCCAAUGCGUCCUUCCCCGAGCUGCUUUCGCAAAUCCGCGGCGGCGGCGAACCGCUUUCGGUCGACCGCGGACUGCUUCUGUCGUACAUGUGCACCCGCUUCCGCGCAUGUUUGGUGCCGGCGCCGGCGCGCCGGCGCAUCCCGGCGGUGCCGAAGGUCGUCCAGUUCAUGCUGCUCAACUCGGACCCCGACCGCGAGCAGGCUUUCUCCAAGACUGCCGCGCUGGCGGCCGGGAACGCCGGCGGCGUGACCUUCCACGGCACGACGGUGCAGCGCAUGUGGCGCAUCCUCACCGAGGGCCUCCGCAACAUGAGCCGGACCGAAUACGCCGCAAACGCCAAACCAGACGAUGCCGCCGGCAUCUGCUUGGUCGACGAGCCGGAGGCUGCGCUCCCCUACUGCGGGUCGACGGGCACGGCGUGGCGCAACAGCGCGUUCCAAAACCGCACCGUGCUGCUCGCCUGCGAGCUCACGCAGCACUCGCAGCAGGGCACCCACGUCGUCGGCGACGCCAGCCGCGUCGCCGUGCGCUACGUCCUGCUGUGUCCCGAGGGCUUCGUGCCGCCGCAGAUGCGCGUCAUCGGCGACGCGCUGCGGACCACGUAUGCGGCGAUGCGCUCGGGGGCCGUGUUCAAGGUGAAGGAUUCCGUGUAAUAAUCCAAGGUAGUUGUUGGGUCUAGUUGCUUGCUUCUAGUAGUUUUGGCUUGAGAUACCACAAUUUGCUUUCGCAUUUUUUGAACUGUGAUUAUUUUACUAUUUAGGUACCUAUAGAAAUGAGGAGAUGGCUACAGUUCUGCACGACUAAUGAAUGUGUGAGGGCCUUCCGGACACC